AUGCCCCUGCUGCCUAGCACCGUGGGCCUGGCAGGCCUGCUCUUCUGGGCUGGCCAGGCAGUGAACGCCUUGAUGAUGCCUAAUGCUACCCCGGCCCCAGCCCGGCCUGAGAGCACAGCUGUGCGGCUCCCGAGUGGCCUGGGGGUGCCCAGGUACCGCCGGAGGCGCCACAUCUCUGUGAGAGACAUGAAUGCCUUACUGGAUUAUCACAACCACAUCCGGGCCAGCGUGUACCCACCUGCUGCCAACAUGGAAUACAUGGUCUGGGACAAGCGGCUGGCCAGGGCUGCCGAGGCCUGGGCCACCCAGUGCAUCUGGGCACAUGGGCCUUCACAGCUGAUGAGAUACGUGGGCCAGAACCUCUCCAUCCAUUCUGGCCAGUACAGGUCCGUGGUGGAUCUCAUGAAGUCCUGGUCUGAGGAGAAGCGGCAUUACUUGUUUCCCGCCCCGAGGGACUGUAACCCACACUGCCCCUGGCACUGCGAUGGCCCCACCUGCUCCCACUAUACCCAGAUGGUGUGGGCAUCCUCCAAUCGGCUGGGCUGCGCCAUCCACACCUGUAGCAGCAUCAGCGUCUGGGGCAACACCUGGCAUCGGGCGGCAUACCUGGUCUGCAACUACGCCAUUAAGGGCAACUGGAUUGGUGAGGCCCCGUACAAGAUGGGAAGGCCGUGCUCCGCCUGUCCCCCCAGUUACCAAGGCAGCUGCAAUAGCAACAUGUGCUUCAAUGGGCUGAAAUCCAACAAGCUCCCGUGAUUCUGAAUUUUCUCCGGGCUUUGGUGUGCCGCCAGCUGGGCCUGACCCUCCAUGUCCUGCCCUCAAAAAACUGGGUGGAGAAAUAAUUUCUUCUUUAAAGGAGAUGAGUUAGAAUUACCCCCUAUUUAAUUUUCCCUCCUAGAUUCCCUUUCUUAAAUGUCCAACAUGGGUCAAAAGAAAAUGACCUCCUUGCCUGCCUUCUUUCCUAGUUGCAUCUUUCUUUUCUUGGGUCUCCGGGAAAGAGUCCUGCAUCUUUCAUUAAUUCAGUUCUCAGAGAACCAAGGCUGGAAGGCAUAGAACUGGCACCUUAGGAUCAGGCAUAAUGGCUCACACCUAUAAUCCCAGCAUUUUGGGAGGCUGAGGUGGGAGAAUCACUUGAGUCCUGGAGUUGGAGAACAGCCUGGAAAGCAUGCAAUACCCCAUCUCUAUUUCAAAACAAACAAACAAACA
Messenger RNA from Mandrillus leucophaeus (drill), 1206 nucleotides. It is a transcript of the gene R3HDML, whose product is annotated as R3H domain containing-like. Lineage: Eukaryota; Metazoa; Chordata; Mammalia; Primates; Cercopithecidae. Bases 1 to 756 code for a protein of 251 amino acids. The record is from RefSeq and is a predicted model, not a curated record. The transcript has 5 exons.